Messenger RNA from Puccinia triticina, 804 nucleotides. RefSeq lists its product as uncharacterized. The coding region runs from base 1 to 804 and encodes 267 amino acids. NCBI's taxonomy places the organism in Eukaryota, Fungi, Basidiomycota, Pucciniomycetes, Pucciniales, Pucciniaceae. The transcript has 4 exons. The record is from RefSeq and is a predicted model, not a curated record.
AUGGACCUCUCGAGCAACCUAGAUUUACAUCGGAUCGUCUUCGUCCAGGUCGGCCUCUCAACCCUCGCCUCCGUCUCCGUCUCGCCCUCCUAUAACCUCCCUAUCCAUCUCUACGGCCUCUACAACAUCGACAAUGAGGUCGACAAUCCAACUCCCGGUGUCCUCGAAGGCUUACGUCAAUACUGCAUCCUGCUUGUCCUGACGGCCGUGCUGGAUUUAUUCUGGAUGUACAACUGGUCCAGUUCGACGUCCGGGAUCCCGUUCAUGCUGAUUCUGAUAGGUCUGAUUAUCAAGCCGAUCAGUCUCUUGACCUGUCUCAACCAACUCAACCGGAACGGCCAAGGCUUGGGCUCCUUCUCUUCCCAGUUCACCGGUAGUCGUCAGCCGGCCUUCCACGGCUUGAACCAGACCGUCGGCGGUGGCGGCGGCGGCGGACUUCAUCGUGAAACUCCGGCGUGGGCUCCUUCACACUCCACUGCGCCCUUCCGACGUGCUGAAAACGCCCCUCCUCCCGGCCCCUCCUCGGUCUCCCACCAAGCCAGCGCCGCACACGAGUUCGCACUCGACGAUAAUGCGGAUGCCCAGAACCUUUCCGACCACGAGGUCCGCAAGGCCAAGAGGGAGCUCGACCUUCGCAUCGCUCAAAAGAAGCAACAGAUCCAACAGCAGCAGCAACAACAACAACAACAGCAGCAACAGCAGCAGCAGCAGCAACAACAAGUCAUGCCUCCUAAUCCUCCUCAGUCUUCAGGCCCUCCUCCAGGUCAACCUGUCGAUGGAAGUGGUUACCACACUCUCGAAUGA